AUGCCAACAGCUACUAUAGGUAGCAUACAGCUGCCUAACAACGAGGAUUGCGGGAUCCGAGAUGUGUGGGCACACAACUUGGAAGAAGAAUUUCGUACCAUCAGGCAGAUUGUGCAGAAGUAUCAAUAUGUUGCUAUGGAUACUGAAUUUCCAGGCGUUGUUGCCAGACCCAUAGGUGAAUUCAGGAGUUCAGCGGAUUAUCAGUAUCAGAUGCUGAGGUGCAAUGUAGAUUUACUAAGGAUAAUACAGCUUGGAUUGACAUUUCUUGAUGACAACGGAAAAACACCAGGCGGAUCGUAUACAACGUGGCAAUUCAACUUCAAGUUCAACCUGCAGGAGGAUAUGUAUGCCCAAGACAGUAUUGAUCUCUUGACAAACUCCGGCAUCCAGUUCAAGAAGCACGAAGACGAGGGCAUUGAACCGCUAGAGUUUGCGGAGUUGCUCAUGUCUUCAGGCAUCGUUCUCAUGGAGAACAUCAAGUGGUUGUCGUUUCAUUCCGGUUACGAUUUUGGCUACCUCAUCAAACUGUUGACAGACAACAACCUGCCGCAAGAUGAAAACGAGUUCUUCGAGCUACUCAAGCUGUACUUUCCCACCAUUUAUGAUGUAAAGUAUCUAAUGAAGUCAUGUAAAAACCUGAAGGGCGGAUUGCAAGAGGUCGCGGAACAACUAGAACUUGAAAGGAUCGGACCUCAACAUCAAGCCGGAUCGGACUCGUUACUUACAGGAAUGGCUUUCUUCAAAAUGAAAGAGAUGUUUUUCGAGGAUACCAUCGACGACUCCAAGUUUUCCGGUCACCUGUACGGGCUGGGCACGUCAUUUGCGGUGAACGGAACGUCAAAUAACUAUACGAAUGACAACGGGGAUACCACGAAUUCGUCAUGAAGUCCAUAGUCGGCAUUCGGUCGGUCCGUUUCGCUCCUUUCGGUUACAUUGUCGAGAAAAUAUGUAAUAUCGCGCAUCUAUCUUUUUUUUUUACAAUAGACAUACCCAUGAUCAAUCCCCUGUUGUAUAUUCUGUGGUUAACUUUUACAUAUUAUUAUUUAGUGUAAGGUUUUAAACUUAUUUCUAAUUUCGUAUAUAAUUAUUUAAUAAAAUAUCAUGUGAA
This is a messenger RNA of Acanthoscelides obtectus, 1108 nucleotides long. The record is from the annotation of a GenBank genome assembly. NCBI's taxonomy places the organism in Eukaryota, Metazoa, Arthropoda, Insecta, Coleoptera, Chrysomelidae.